Molecule: messenger RNA, 2382 nt
Organism: Suillus plorans
Lineage: Eukaryota; Fungi; Basidiomycota; Agaricomycetes; Boletales; Suillaceae
Product: WD40-repeat-containing domain protein
Exons: 9
Coding region: 1-2382 (793 amino acids)
Molecular function (GO): protein binding
Source: RefSeq, a predicted model, not a curated record
AUGGCUGCUAGACUCUUUGUGGGGCAAACCCCCAAGGAAGCCUCAAUCCCGGUGCAAUCAAACAAACCAAUACCAAAGAACAAGCUUGAAGUACGCAAGAAGAGAAUUCGAGAUUUCGUCUUCUUACACGACAAUAUUCACGUUAUGAGCGGUUUGGAGGACGGCACGAUACAUAAGUGGGACCUUGACACAGGACUCGCUGUUGGGAAGCCAUUAAUAAGCAAGGGGGGAAGGAUGUAUGCAAUGGCUCUUUCACCGGACGGGAAGAUGAUUGCGUGCGGGAGGGCAGAUGGAAGUGUUCAACAGUUGAACACCCAUGGAGAAGUCAUGCUUCAAGGUAUCUGGAGGUGUCAUAGGAACUGGGUGCGGUCGCUCUCAUGGUCUCCCAGCGGAGGUCAUAUCGCCAGCGGAUCCUUCGAUGGAGAAAUCCUGAUUCGAAAAGUAGAAAGUGGGGAUGUAGAGGUGGGCCCAAUCCAGACGAAGCAAAUUGGUGUGUCUGCACUUGCAUAUUCACCUUCGGGAGAGAAGAUUGCAUCAGGCGGGUACAACGCUACAAUCUGCAUCUGGAACUGGCCAGCUCACCACAACACUAGACUUUAUUCUGCAUCCGACUUCUUUGCACGUGUUUUUGAUAGCGAAUCAGGUGCACUACUCCAUUCCUUGGAGCACGACCAUAUAUUGUUUUCUGUUACGCUUUCACCCAAAAACAAUCUCCUAGCAUGUGUGGGCAGUAAAGGUGUUGCACAACUAUGGGACACAGAAUCCUAUCAGCCACUUGGACAGCCAUUUCACGACCACCUGACCCUUCGUCAUGUGGCAUUUUCUCGAGACGGGAACCAUCUAGCAUAUUGCGGAAUGGACGGCAAGGUUACUCUCUGGAUGGUGGAAGACAUAGUUCCCGAUUUUGAAGCAUCCACACUACCUCAACAAGAUCAUGGACAACUUGAAGCUACGCAACAGCCUGAAGAGACUCUGCCCGAGCUACACCAAAGAACUCAACCCCAGUCCCCACUAGUGUCUUCUUUCCUCGACGUUGAUGCUACGGGGAGUGAUGGCAUCACCGAGGAGAUGCGCGAUGACCCAUACAAUUUUUUCCAGUUUUCUCAAACUACUCUUCCUGCCACAACAGCGAAAUCCCCUCGGCCUCCCAACCCGUCCCCAGCUCAACGCUUCUGGAAAAUAAUAUCUCGGUCUGUCACAUUACGAGAAUGCACCAAGCACAAGCUCUUGGCAUGGCGGGUAUGCUCAAAUACAUUCGUUGAGCCUGCAACCAUAGCACACAACCAACCAACACCAGACGAGAAGUUGCGAGCAGAAGAAAAUGAUAAGGCCAGCAUCCAAGAUGCCGAUUGCCCCAUAAAUGCUGGCCUGGGCUCCAACAAACUAGAAGCAGAUGAAGGCCAGCCACGUGGAAGGUCUCUUACCAGUACGCAAAGCUCACCUGCAGAGAUUUGGAAAUGGUCGAUGCAUACUCGAGGGAAGGAUCCUACAUCCGUCAGCAUGGCUCCACAUCCAGAAGUCGUCGAGGUGUUUGCCGUGCGCGGGUUCCAGAAAUACAUGGCUUUGAUACUGAAACGCAAGACAAAGUCAUCGACAGUAACGUGCAAGACUCCUCUGGCUGUAGAUCACACGAGCGGGUCUUCGCAGCCGGCUCCAUCCUGCCCAUCUCACACACUGUCAUCUCAACUCGACUGCGCUCAGCGCGGUUCCGUGCAUGAUUCGCUCAGUGCCACGAAGAAUAUUGGCAAACAGCGAGAUGAUCCUCCUGCCCACGCGCAGAGCUUACCCUCUUAUGAUCGCACUCUUCCCGCCCACUUGGAUAGUAAAGAUGGUCGAGGUCUCUGGGAACAGUUAGUGCAGGCUCAGGGCAAAAGUCUCACAUUUGAUUCCCUGUGUCCCAGUACUCGACUUGCAAAUGCACCCCAACACAGAAUACCACAGAAUUCCCGGCACUGGAAUUCCAGCUCAACUCCCAUAGGAUCUUCCAGAUGUCCUGUCGAUGUUGCUGCUUGUCGCGAUGAAAACAGAUACGGCAUUGUCCCUGAAUCUGAUGCGGAAGCGGCUGCGGCCAUGCAACGCACGAAUGACGAUAUAGCCAACAGUUCAACGCUACCAGGUCAACCUGCAGAAGUGGCGCAGGUUUCUCAAGGACGGCCCAUACAAACACAAGCCUCGACAAGCGGGAUAGAAGAAAUUGCAGACCAGGGGGUGGGAUGGUAUUGGUCGUUUGAAUCGCAUUUCCAACAGGAAAGGCUCUCAGGUGGAGGUUACAUGGUUACAGCCGAUGCAACAAGGUCAGCCAUCGUAGUUUUCAAGAGACUUGACGACAAAGCGGUCUUUGUCAAUCGUAUUUACGACCGAUCGCAACAAACUGCUAGUUAA